Pristis pectinata (smalltooth sawfish) is the source of this 2634-nucleotide messenger RNA. RefSeq names its product immediate early response 5-like (gene ier5l). Lineage: Eukaryota; Metazoa; Chordata; Chondrichthyes; Rhinopristiformes; Pristidae. The record is from RefSeq and is a predicted model, not a curated record. The transcript has a single exon. Bases 168 to 1022 code for a protein of 284 amino acids.
GAGGAGGCGUAUUGUUGGUAGGGAACACAGGCACUCAGAAAAAGGCGAAGGUUCUGUGCAGAGCUCAGCUCCCCUCCCGCCCAACUACAGGACUGGAUUUUUUUUGUGUGGGGGCAACUAGCAAAAAGUGGCUUGUUCAUUGAGGUGGGAACCAACGGCGGUCGGUCAUGAUGGAUUGUGCCGUCAAUGCACAAAGCUUGAUCACAAUCUCUCUCCGCAAAAUCCACAAUUCGAGAACUCAGAGAGGAGGUAUCAAGCUUCACAAGAACCUCCUGGUCUCCUAUGUGCUCCGAAACGCCAGGCAAGUCUACAUGAGCGAGAAGUACGCCGAGAUCUACGGCAUGCACCAAUACGAGGAGGUGCACGACAUACUAGACAUCUCGGGAGAGGUCCAAGGCAGUCACCCGCUCGAAGUGGUGGAAGAGAUGGUGGAGGGAAACGGCGGCCAAGAGGGGAGCGUCUGCAGCCCGCUAGACCACCAGCCCGGCCACCUGGACACUCAACUCAGUAAGGACGCCGAGCCUGAGCACCCUCUGUACCGGCUCUCUUGCUCGGCUUCCUACCCCGGCACGAACUAUGAGCCGUCGGGAGGUGGUAGCGUUGGUGGGACCCACUGUACCAAGACCACGGUGCUGGAUCUGGACACUCACACGGUCACCACGGUGGACAACGGCUACCUCCAGGAUUGCGCCUGUUGUUGCGCCAGCAGCAGCGGUACCGGCGGCAGGAAGCGCAAGUCGGACUCGAGCAAUAGCUUUUACCCGAACGAAGCCGAGGACUUUUCGCCGGUUAAGCGGGUCAGGUUCGAAGACUACUCGGGCUCCGGCCAAACCUUGGACUGCACAGACCCUUCCAACAUCUCCAAUCUCAUCUCUAUCUUCGGCUCGGGCUUCUCCGGCUUGGUGAGCCGGGCGGACUCGGAGCAAUUGCUUCAGACAGAAGUCAAACAGAACGGGCAAUUGUGCAGCAAACAGGCGCUCGCCAGUUUGGGGGCAUGGACUAGAGCGAUCGUGGCUUUCUGAGAGCCACUCGCUUUCUCAGUGUGUGCGUGUUUGUGCUGUGUUUAUUAUUUUUAUUGUAACAGAACGAACAAAUCUGGACCUCAUUUCCAACGGGAGGCAAAUGUGUUAUUUUGUUUUGGAGGAACAGAAUUGAGUCAGCAACUUAAAACAGUCAGUCGUUUACAAUUUAAGACUUGGAGGUCAGCAGCGCACCGACCCCUCCCCCGGAAAUUGAAUGAUUGACUUGCUUAAAUCUUUGAUGGGGUUGGGGAGGUAGAAUAACGUAAUUCUGAUGGGGUUAAAUGAAAAGCUACAAAUUUGAGUCCACUUUUUUCCCAACCGGUGCUGAAUUGGUGUUGCUUUAAGAGGAGCGCUGUCCCUUUAAAUGGUGUCAGACUCCCUGACGCCAGGGAUCGCCGCCGUUGGGUUGAAUGGGGGCGGGGGGAAACUGGCAGUGUCACGUGAUUCAGCCCUGCGCUUUUAAAGGAGAAAUGCACCGAUUCUCCACAAUGCGGAAUUAAAUUGAUCUUGUGGCGCAACUUUUUCUUAAAUCACUUCCUUUUUUAAAGUCUGCAGACUUCUAAAUGUUUCCUAAAUUUUAUAAGUUUCUCAUUUUAGAUAACAAAACACUUUAAUGGCAGUAACUUUACUCCUUUUUGGAGAGGUGGGACCCAUCGACCUGCUAUUGUUUUAAACGCUGGCUUUCCUGCAUUGGGAGCACUUUUUAAGCAAUGUAACUAAAAUUCUUUUCAUUCCGCGUCUUUUAGCGAUUGCAAAACUUCAACCAAUUCUAAUUUGGAGAGAGAGAUUUGCCCUUAGUUGAAACUUUAACGCGCGCAAUAUGAAUCGCGAACAAUUUAUCAAACAUGAAUCUCAAUUCGUCCAAAGUAUCCUUAAAGUGCAUAAGUGAAAGACUUGUAAUGUUGAUUCUCCUGUGCAUUUUACCACGAAUUUUAAACACAGAGCACCGAAACAGUGCAGUAAUUUUUGUUUUAAAGUCGAUAUAAUCCCAUGUAUCAUGGAAAAGGAAGAGCGACCCAUCUGAAUCGCGAGUUAACACUGAUCUCCAUAAUGUUUAAAAAUUGAAUUAUUUCCUAGACAUUUCCACUCCCAAAUUAAACUUUCAUCCCGUCCUAGUCGGGUGCAGUAAUCAUUGAAACAGCGAGAAGUGACUGACGUGGGUUAAAAUGUUACUUCAGUCUUGAUUUCAAACGAGCAUUAGUUCGGAUCAGGGUUGCAAUUUUUAUUUUACGUCCUGUAAAUAGACCCGUUUUUCCCUUUGAUUAACUGGUUCCAAAAGCUUUACAACGUUUUGUUUUGUCGUCGAGCAGAUGUUCAACACACCAAACCUUUAACGUGAGCGUGCAGUUAAAUGGUGAGGCUGUUAACCGUAAGUGUUUCCAUUUUGUGAAUCGGUAAUCUGAACGAAAUGUUACCCGAUGCAAAUUUUCUUGCCAAAAUGUGUUUGGCGAAGCCUUUUGUUGUAAAAAGGUGUUGAGGAUCAAGGUUUUUAAUAAAGCGUUUAUAGCGUGUAACUGACCAGUUUUAAUUUGAGAGGCUUCAUCUGUCAACAUAUCAUCUCUUCUGUGUUUGUAUCUGUAUUUUUGUGCUUUUAAUAAACAGUAUAUCAUCA